UCACAUGGUAUUUCGAGUUACACACAUUGACGGUGUGCGUCUAUAUAGAUUGAACUGUUGAACUCGUGUUAUUCUUGAUCGUGUCUUUCUAUAAUCGUACUGAGUAAUCGUUAAAAUUAAAUAAUAAAUAGGAAGCUGACGUCGGCGAUAGGAAAAUCAUUUGUCUACGGAAUAUUCUAUCAGCGAGACAAAUGGUCAUUUUCCUUCUUCAAGACCAUUUUAAUUCAAGAACAAGAAAAUAUCCUUUGUGCUGAUAAAAAAAAUGAUACUUCGAUUGAACAUUCUUACCAUACUUUUAAUAUUUAGCAUAAUAUUAAUUGUGUCCACGAAGAAUCCAGAAAAAUCAAAAAAGAAAAAGUCCAACACGCCGAGUUUAAGUGGUAAUAAUCCAUUUCUUCCGGACCGAAAAGGAAAUAUAAAAUAUGAAAGGAAUCCUUUCUUGUCAAAUUCUGCAAUUGCACUAGAUGAAGUAAAUAACAAAUCACAUAAAGCAUCGAAAAAUCAUACUGCUAAUGUAGCUGUAAAUAAUAAACCACAUAAAGCAUCAAAGAAUCAUACUGCUAAUGUAGCUGUAAAUAAUAAAUCACAUAAAGCAUCAAAGAAUCAUACUGCUAAUGUAGCUGUAAAUAACAAACUACGCAGAGCAUCAGAGAAUCAUACUGUUAAUGCAGCUGUUUUCAUUCGCAAUAUUUUCUUACAAAGUAGUUUUAAUAUGAAUGAUAUUCCCAAGGAAGUUCAGACAAAUAGUCCAUAUAUCAAUAAAAAUGCAAAAAAUGACAAGAUAUCAAUAGCUCCAAGUGAAAUAAAUUCAUAUUUGGACACAGAUAAAACAAAGUCAGAACUUAAAUGUGAAGAAUAUGGAAGACAAUUUUUGGACACAACAGGGGUAUUGCCUUUGGUGGGUCAAAAUUCAAAAAUAAUUACAGUAAAUACUAAAAAAUGUGAGACAGUAAAUCGUCUUGUUAUUGGAGGUAUUAAUGCUUCUCCUGGAGACUUUCCUCACAUGGUUGCUCUCGGUGUAAAAACUACAGAUGGGUCAUUUACUUUUUCAUGUGGUGGCACUCUUAUUGCUCCAGAAUGGGUACUUACUGCUGCACACUGUACUUAUGGACCAAAAAGUCCUACAGACGUCCGUAUUGGUGUGCAUAAUUUAAGAGAUAAUGCACAAGGUAUCACAACUACAAUUAAUAAGAUAAUGCGUCAUCCAAGUUACAAACCUCCUGCUAUGUAUGCUGACAUAGCUCUCGUAAAGUUAAAUACAGUUGUUGUUUUUAAUAAUGAAAUAAGACCUGCUUGUUUAUACGAACAAUACGAUACUGUACCUGCGCAAGCAUGGGUCACUGGUUGGGGUGUUGCUGAUUCUGAUAUACCGGAACAAAGUGACCAAUUGCAAAAGGCUUCUCUUGAUAUUAUUGAUCAUAUAGCUUGUGCGAUAAAGUACAAUAAAUCAAUGACAGUGCCGUAUGGAAUUAUGCCAAGUAUGAUCUGUGCGGGAGAUUCUCGAGGUUGGAAAAAAGAUACUUGUCAAGGAGAUUCAGGAGGUCCUCUGCAAAUACCGCAUCCAAAAAAUGAAUGUCUGUUUCAACUAUUAGGUAUUACUAGUUUCGGAUUAGGUUGUGCGAUUCCCAAUACACCCGGGAUAUAUACUAGAAUUUCGCACUACCUCAACUGGAUUGAGGAUAAUGUUUGGCCAUAAAUUUCGUUUCGUAUUAUAAAUGAAUAUCUUACUUUACAAAGAUAAAGAAUUGUUUAUUUUUUGCAUUAUUUUGACUGAUUUAAACAUUAAAGUUUAAAAUGCAUUUGACACUGACAAUGCUUAGAAAUGUACAGUAAAUGUAAUGAUGUUUGAUAAAAGUAUUAUCGAUUGAUGUAUGUACAUAUCAAAUAAUCUUAUUAAUGUACAAAGUGAAUGUUCUUUUUAUAGUGAUAUUAAAGUUUUCAGACAAUAUUAUAUCGUUUGAAAUAUGUGCACAUAGCAGUAUAUAACUGUAGUAGUAUAGUAUGACUAGAUUUUUAAAUCUGUAAAAAUGACUUCAUCAUCAGUAACUUAACUAUUGCCAUUAUUAGGCAUAGAAAUUAUACUCAAGAUAUUUUUGUAUCAUGAAUAGUCUUCCAUGUAAGACCAUCUCCAUAUGGUCCGUGAUUAGAUGGAAAAAGUAUGUGCCACCAACUUCUGCUAUAUCAAAUCCAUGUAUAAUAAUAAUUGUAAAAUAAUUGUAAAAUAUUUAUUAAUAAAUAUUUGGUCUUCCAAA
Messenger RNA from Frieseomelitta varia, 2252 nucleotides. RefSeq names its product serine protease snake-like. NCBI's taxonomy places the organism in Eukaryota, Metazoa, Arthropoda, Insecta, Hymenoptera, Apidae. Bases 263 to 1696 code for a protein of 477 amino acids. The record is from RefSeq and is a predicted model, not a curated record. The transcript has 5 exons. Gene Ontology annotation, biological process: proteolysis. Gene Ontology annotation, molecular function: serine-type endopeptidase activity.